AUAUAGUACCAGCUAUUGGUAGAAUUAACGUUCAAUCGUUAUACGUUAUGAACUCUCCAUUUUGUUGGAAUGCUGUACUUAUUGGUCUGUUUGGAGCAUUAAGAAGUUUUGUCCAGAUGAUUGUUGGCAUAGGCAUUUCCCGUCUUCUGUAUAAAUGUAUGUCAAAGAGAGCUAUGAUUAUUCUUGGAUCCAUAUCUGCAAUUGGCUAUUACAUGGUGACAGCAGUUGCUAUCAACGAUAUAAUGAUAUUUAUCACUCCAGCAGUUGGCCUAUUUGGCACAUAUCCGAUCACCAUAAUACGCGCAAUGAUGUCCCAGUAUACCCCAAAAGAUAAACAAGGUGCAAUGUUUGGAAGUCUAGCAGCAAUCGAUGCUGUAUGUUCUUUAAUUGGAUCUGUGGCCUCAAACGUACUUUAUGGUGCAACGGUUUCAAUAUAUGCAGGACUUAUAUGGGUUGUGUUUGGUGGCUUCCAUUUGGCUGGCUUAUUAUUAUUUGGAUUGUUGUUGUAUAAAGAGGCAGCCGAAAAGAAAAAAAUAGAAGACAGUAAAACUAAAGAUGUAAAACUCGUUUAUGUCGUGAAGCUAUAAUGUGCUGAUAUAAUACUAAAUUUAACAUUUCGGAAGAGAAAUGUAUAUAUAUAUGAAAAUAAAAUCUACGAAUUGUC
Mytilus californianus (California mussel) is the source of this 664-nucleotide messenger RNA. RefSeq names its product solute carrier family 46 member 3-like. The record is from RefSeq and is a predicted model, not a curated record. Gene Ontology annotation, molecular function: transmembrane transporter activity. The coding region runs from base 48 to 587 and encodes 179 amino acids. Gene Ontology annotation, cellular component: membrane. Gene Ontology annotation, biological process: transmembrane transport. NCBI's taxonomy places the organism in Eukaryota, Metazoa, Mollusca, Bivalvia, Mytilida, Mytilidae. The transcript is spliced from 4 exons.